Thunnus maccoyii (southern bluefin tuna) is the source of this 1603-nucleotide messenger RNA. RefSeq names its product hydroxysteroid (17-beta) dehydrogenase 2 (gene hsd17b2). The record is from RefSeq and is a predicted model, not a curated record. The coding region runs from base 264 to 1394 and encodes 376 amino acids. Lineage: Eukaryota; Metazoa; Chordata; Actinopteri; Scombriformes; Scombridae. Gene Ontology annotation, molecular function: oxidoreductase activity. The transcript is spliced from 5 exons.
CAUGAUAAGAGCAGGAACUGCAGGAUAUGAGCGAGAUCUGCCUCUGAUAGAACAGCGUCAUAUGUCACGAUGAAAACAUGGUCCUCUCUGCUUUUCUUACAGACAAGGAACAGGUUUUUCGAAAACACACCUGUUGGCAGGAGCACAAAUACCUGUCUGCAGGUCAGAUAGGGCAGGACGAAUCAUGACUCAGCUUUUCAGAUCAGAAUGAACACCUGGGUCACUGGUGAAGGAGGCAGAAACACUGAUUCCUCUGCUGGAGGAUGGAUGCCUGUUUCUGUGUUGCAGCUGCAGCGGCGUUCACUUUCACGGUGGUUUGGACGCUGAAGCAGGGCUGUGAUGCUGGAUACUGGUCUGUUGCGUUCGGGGCCCUCGGGGCCUCUCUGUACUUCACAGCUCCUCUGGUGUACUGUGGGGUCGCCUUACUGUGCUGCAGCAUCGCUCUGGUGUGUGUGACUGCGAGGACGGACGAGCUGCUGCCGCUGCAGGGCAGAGCGGUGCUGGUUACAGGUUGUGAUUCAGGUUUCGGUCACACGCUGGCGAAGCGGCUGAGCAAGAUGGGAGUGCAGGUGUUCGCAGGUGUGCUGGAUGUGAACGGAGCUGGAGCUCAGCAGCUGAGAGACCAAGGAUGUGAAAACCUGCAGGUCCUGCAGCUCGACGUGAUCGACAGCUCCCAGAUAGAGAAGACACACCUGCACAUCCGCGCUCAGGUCGGAGACUCAGGUUUGUGGGGUUUAGUGAAUAACGCAGGAAUCCUUCACUGUCCUCUGGAUGCAGAGCUGCAUCCUGUCACAUUGUACAGACGUGUCAUGGACGUCAACUUCCUGUCUGCAGUGAAGAUGUGUCAGGUGUUCCUGCCUCUGCUGCGCAGGUCCAGAGGACGCAUCGUCAACGUGGCCAGCAUGGCAGCUGAGGUGCCGAUGCCCAUGUUCGCUGCUUACGGAGCAUCGAAGGCGGCGCUGAGUGUUUUCUCCAAAGUCAUGAGGCUGGAGUUGUCUGUGUGGGGCGUCAGAGUGGCUUUAAUUCAGCCUUCAGGCUUCAGAACAAAUAUCUUUGGGAACACUGACGCCAUCAGCCGCUACCGAGACGAGAUCCUCUCAGGUGUCUCCUCUGAUGCCAGAGAGGAUUAUGGGGAGGCGUACAUCUCGUCUCUCCCCAGCAGUUUGACCAAACUGUCCCAGAUGUCAGCGGAGGAUCUGUCUCCUGUGGUGGACAACAUGUGUCAUGCUCUGCUGUCUGUCCAGCCCAGACCUCUGUACACCCCCGGAAAGAUGGGAUGGUUCCUUCCGUUUCUUCACCGCCACCUUCCCACCACGCUGUUCGAUUGCGUCAUCAUGAACCUCCAGAAAUACACCGACUGUGAGCCUGCAGGCCUCCACGUCAACUCAGGUUAAAGGGAAAUGUGUUUAUACUGGUAUCCUGUAAUCCAGAGCAACUUCCAAAGACUUCAGACUUCAAAUCCAUCAAAACAAACAUUGAUUACCUUUUUUCUGGAGGAGCAGGAGUCAAACUGCAUUAUUGUCUUGUGGUGAUUGAAGAAGAAUUCAGAUCCUUUACUUAAGUAAAAAUACCAAAAUCCACUCCACUCCAUUACAAGUAAAAG